AUGGCGCAAUAUUACUCGGAUGAGCUCGAUACCGAGUCCUUCCGCCUGGCGACUCUCUCGACGGACAUUCAUCCGGACACAAAGACCCAAGUCCCCAGUGUCACCCUCACGAAACACCCCCUCUUCGGAGCUUCAGACCUCCCCUACAAUGCCCUGUCUUACACUUGGGGUUCACCGCGAGACAGCCCCCAACUGACCGAUAAGAUUACCAACACAACAAUACUUCUGAAUGGGCUAUCAUUCGAGGUCCAGGCGAACCUUUAUGAUGCUCUUGUUGAAUUACAGGUCUCGUGCUCAGAAACUCCCAUCUGGAUAGACGCGCUGUGUAUCAACCAGUCCAACUCCAACGAGCGAUCUCCACAGGUCUCCGUCAUGAACCAAAUCUACGGAAAGGCAAACCGCGUUAUUGUCUGGCUUGGAAAGGCCUUCCCCGAGCUAGAGACUGGACUCAGAGCAGUUGAGAGACUCGGCGCUGCGUCGGUUCCUGAGACGCUUCGCAUGAUUCGGACGCAGACCUGGGAUUUCAGCUCUGAUUUGUCAACCAUGCCGGAGCGCUAUGGUAUGGACCCUGUUGACCAGGAAGAAGCUAUUGGCUUGGUCGCGCUCUACAUGAGUAAUUGGUUUACCCGGGUCUGGAUCAUCCAGGAAGUUUCCCUCACUAGCGACGUGGUCAUUCUAUGUAGCGGCAGAUUCAUGGUCUUUGACUACGUGGGUUACACGGCGGCAUUUCUGCACUACAGCGGGUUCUUCCAAUCUGUAGCGGACCUUAUUCCUAAAGACAGGCCUGGUAUUUACCUUCGUGGCGGGAUCAACAUCUUUCAUGCAGAGAGAAUUCAGUUACUUCGUGAAUGGUGCAAAGGCAAGAAGAGUGAGUGGACCGGUGUCCUUGCCAUGAUUGAUCUGGAGGCUGGCCUCGCAAAGCAUCAUGCAAAGCCCUCGGCGAUGGUUCCCCUACGCGUGCUAUUCUCAACCUUUGGGAUGAAGGCGACAGAUCCUCGGGACUCCAUCUACGGGUGGAAUGGUAUCUUGAAGCACAUGGCAGCUCAAGAGGGGGUUUCUCUGCCCUUGGUAUUCGAGCCAGAUUACGAUAUCGAAACCAAAGACUUGCUGCGAAACGUCGCCUGCAACAUCAUCGAGACGACUGAUUCUCUUGUCUACCUAAGCCUAGUCAAGGACCCCAGCAGGCGGGAAACACCAGGCCUUCCAUCUUGGGUUCCUGACUAUCCACCGGUUCUAUACAAUAGUGUCCAUGGACCAAACUUCAGAUCUAUAGGCACUUUCAAUUCUUCGAAACACGUUCCCCAUUCCCCCAAUCCAUAUCCAUUCACCAUCACUGGAGAGGUCCUUCGCGUCUUUGGCUUUCGCCUCGGCACAGUCCAGAAGAUUGGUGAAGGUUUUCUUGAAUGCCUUCAAGGCCGCCUUAAGAUGCUCGGCGACAUUCUACUUACUAUGGAUGAGACCUAUCCAUACACCAACCAGCAUGCAGACGAGGUUCUUUGGAGAACUCUGAUUUGGGAUACUGACUUCACAAAUAGGCCCUCGAAGCUCAUUCGGCUGGAGGACUUUCAGAGGGCCGUUGCGCAUGAUUUCGUACGUCCGCUACAGUAUUUAUUCCAGGAAGCAGAGUCAGCCGCUGCCGGCCAUUCUCUGGUCCUUCAAUCAAUUAGCGACAUGGCAUACCUGGACGAAAUAGGUGUCAAAUUCCCUAACAGUAUAUUCCCCAGCACAAAGCUCCUCAAAUCCCUUUGUGCCAGCUCGGACACUUUACCUCAAGAUAGUGAUGGUUGUGGUGAGGAGGAGCUACAGAAACUUGUGGAACCACUGUCAAAGCAUGCUAUGCCACCUGGUAAUAUCAUGGCGUCGACGUGGAUUUACCGCAGGGCUUUUCUCACUGAUACGGGGUAUUUGGGCAUGGGACAUGAUUCGACUCAAGCCGGGGAUGAGCUUUGGAUUAUCUCUGGAUCUCCUGCCCCGCUGAUUUUGAGAAAGACAGGAGAGAGAGAUGAGUAUUGUCUCAUUGGAGAGGCAUAUGUACAUGGCGCUAUGCAGGGAGAGGCUGUUACUGAUGAAGUGACUUGGGAGAAGAUUAAGAUAGUCUGA
Messenger RNA from Fusarium subglutinans, 2100 nucleotides. Its product is annotated as heterokaryon incompatibility 6 OR allele. The transcript has a single exon. Bases 1 to 2100 code for a protein of 699 amino acids. The record is from RefSeq and is a predicted model, not a curated record. NCBI's taxonomy places the organism in Eukaryota, Fungi, Ascomycota, Sordariomycetes, Hypocreales, Nectriaceae.